CCCGAAAGGCAGGCGGCGGAAGUAGUGGCGUUGCUGAAUGUCCGUGCGCAUGCGUUGACCUAGUCCCUCGCUGCCGCUCUGUAGGCGCUGUCUUUCGCUUCUUCUGUCCUUUACUACAAGUGAGGGGGAGGGUGUACCCCUAGGCGUGGUCGCGCUCCCAAUCCCUCUGCUGCUCUCGUGGUCACCCUAGCAUGGCGGGCAUCCUGUUUGAGGAUAUUUUUGAUGUGAAAGACAUUGACCCGGAGGGCAAGAAGUUUGACCGAGUGUCUCGACUACAUUGUGAGAGUGAAUCUUUCAAGAUGGACCUGAUCUUAGAUGUAAACAUUCAGAUUUAUCCUGUAGACUUGGGUGACAAGUUCCGGUUGGUCAUAGCCAGUACCUUAUAUGAAGAUGGUACCCUGGAUGAUGGUGAAUACAACCCCACAGAUGAUAGACCUUCCAGGGCUGACCAGUUUGAGUAUGUAAUGUAUGGGAAAGUAUACAGGAUUGAGGGCGACGAAACUUCUACUGAAGCAGCAACUCGUCUCUCUGCCUACGUGUCCUAUGGCGGCCUGCUCAUGAGGCUGCAGGGUGAUGCCAACAACCUGCAUGGAUUUGAAGUGGAUUCCAGAGUUUAUCUGCUGAUGAAGAAACUGGCUUUCUGAAGCACACAGGAAGCCAACCUUGCUGCUUAGUCACUCAGGAGUUGGACAUCCAUUCAAGCCUGAGGAGCAGUUACUACUGACCAUCUGUUCAGGAAAGGGCUGACUGAGUGGACGGCCACUGGGGGUGCAUCUUUAGGUGGUCUGGACUCAGAGGACUCAACUUGCUUGUGAAAGACCCAAUGGGAGAGCUUAAAACAAAUCAGAAGUUGUUUUGUGUAUAUGAUUUUUUAAUUAAACUUUACUUUUUCAGA
Molecule: messenger RNA, 895 nt
Organism: Neogale vison (American mink)
Lineage: Eukaryota; Metazoa; Chordata; Mammalia; Carnivora; Mustelidae
Gene: POLR2H
Product: RNA polymerase II, I and III subunit H
Exons: 5
Coding region: 192-644 (150 amino acids)
Biological process (GO): DNA-templated transcription
Cellular component (GO): RNA polymerase I complex; RNA polymerase II, core complex; RNA polymerase III complex
Molecular function (GO): DNA-directed RNA polymerase activity
Source: RefSeq, a predicted model, not a curated record